CUGACGCACACCCUUAAAAUAAUAACCCAUGUAAAUACGGGUAAGCCUGCAUCGCCUCACUGUGCAAAUGGCAUCAGCGCGCGUAACUACGGCGCGCCGGUUGGUAGGAGUGUUAAGGUGAGGGUGUGUUAAAGGCCAAAUGUUUUGGUAAACCCGCUACUUCGAUGAGCGACAAACGAGAGAAGGGCCUGGUACACAGUGCGCCCAUCGGACUAUGCCUUCCCCAGCUCGGGAGGAGAGCAAAGGAGAGAGCGGACAGGCAGAGGACGGAGCGACGGACAGGGACAGGGAACGAGGGACAGACGGCCAACUCAUGUGCGCUCUGGAGAUGGAGAUGACAAACCGCAGCCUGCAGGGAGACUCCAAAGUGGACUGUGUGAAUUGCGAUGGCUUGAUCAACCGAAACGGCGGGGGCUCGACGGUGGCCGUGCCGCUGUCACUUCCCGGGAAGCGGACAGCUCACAUGGAGGGAGACGACCUCUACAGACUGCGGGACAGAAAGUUUUUAUUAGAGGAUAAAAAGCGCCUUUGCGCGUUGGCUCUGGGCACAGCUCUGCUCGGGAUACUGCUCAUGAUAAUCCACGCCGAAAUAUGUCCCUCCUUUUACAAACCGGGCUCAAACAUUGCCUUAUUCGUCAACUGUUCCAUCAGCCUGUCCACUGGGUGUCUCCUGAUCCUCAUCAUAGCUUUCCAUUAUAAGGACAUCAGGCUGUUCAUCAUUGACCACAACCAGGUAGACUGGUGCAUUGCCAUGACCAGCCAGAGGGUUCUUGUGAUCAUUCUGGAGCUGUCGGUCUGUGUCAUCCAUCCUGUUGGCACAUACUGGGAGGUGGGCAUCCAUACCAAUUCCUCUUCCUCAGCUUCGCUUUGUGUUUCCAAGGACAUGAUGAACUUGGAGCUGCUGCUUUCAGUGCUGAUGUUCCUCCGCUUGUACUGGGUGCACAGAGCCAUCCUGCUGCACAGCAAAGUCCUGCUGAGCGCCUCCUACAGGAGCAUCGGCUCCCUCAACAACAUCAACUUCACCUUCCGCUUUGUACUCAAGAUACUGAUGAACAAAUACCCGGCACGCACGUUGCUGGUCUUCAUCAGCUUCUUCUGGAUCACUGCUUCCUGGAUGCUCACUCUGUGUGAAAGAAAGACCCAAGCAGCAACAGGUCACAUGGACACAGCUAUGUGGCUCAUAGCCAUCACCUUCCUCACAGUGGGCUACGGGGAUGUAGCGCCCACUACCAGCUGUGGCAAGGCGGUUUGUCUCUUCACUGGAGUCAUGCUGAGAAGAGGAAACCAGGUAAAGACUUUUAUCAUUAUCCACAGUGGACAUGGAAUCAGCACAGUGUUUUGUCCGUGUUUCCUGUGACGUGUCUAUUUGUGUGACCGUGGAUGUGAUCUACUCUGCGGCCCCUUUGAAUCCUUACCAUCAGCCUGUAGCUCCAUGUCCAGCAAUAGCACACAGCUAUUCUCAGAGGAAAGCAGCGCUGCAGCAGUGCCACAGAGGCCCGUGUUUAACCAUUGAACUCUCUGUGUAAAUAUAACUUUGAUUUAUUGGACAAAACCAUAUGAGGUAUGAAGAUCAACAUUUCUGAAGAAGUGCUUUCCCUUGAGGGUCAUGGCGGAGCAAAACACACGAGGUUGAGGAUGUAGACAAAUUCAGCCUCAAAAUCAGACUGUAAAAGUUCACAUCAGUUUCUCUUGAGUUCUGCCUUGUUGAUGUCACUGCAGUAUCCAGGAACAAUCUCAAACACUUUCUCUCAGGCUGUUUAGAAGACAGGCAGAUGGUAGACAUAUCAGUAACCUCACCAACCCCCCUGUGUGUGUGUGUGUGUGUUGGAUUUUAGGGUGUAGCCUGCACUGCCAUGCUGGUUGCAGUCGUUAGCAAGACGCUGGCGUUGAAUAAAGGAGAGAAACAUGUGCACUUCUUCAUGCUGGACAUCCAGAUCUCCAAAAGGGGCCAGAGUGACAUCAUCACGGGGCAGUUACAGUGAUUUGUGCAGGAAGACAAACAGACGUGAAUAGAAUCAAAGAGAAAGAUCCGCCACGCUGCUGCUAAUGUGCUGAGGGAAUGCUGGCUUCUGCACCGCACAAACCUGACAAGGGGCAACCGCGGUGAGCAGCGAAGACACCAGAGAUGCCUUCUGGAAGCCAUCAGAGUAUUUCGGCAUCUACGCCUCAAACAAAAAAAACUGAGAGAUUACGUCAGUGAGAUGGUGGACCUCCCGAAGAUGCAGAUGAUCAUGUGUGACCUCAGUGCCAAUUGGAAUAACUCCUAUCGAGAGCUGGAGCAGCGUAUCCUUUCCAUGGAGCAGAAGCUGGACGAACUGAGUCGCUGCUUCCAACAAACCUCUGAGAUGCUGUCUCAGGUCCUACGUCACCGCAACCCAGAGAUCAGGUGACAUGGCUACAAUUUACUUGCUACGGAGACACAUAAUUGUCUUCAGUGUUUUCAUCUACAGUAUCCAUGAAAGUGAGAUGGUAAAUCCUUUCCACCCAGAGCUGCUCCAGACUCUUUAACAUGCUGAACCACUUGGAGGACUGGCAUACCUACUAAAGAUCUCAUCUUCUGGCCCUGUGCUGAGUGCACGGCACAGUGACUCAUGGCUGUAAAAUUAUAAAUACGUCUCCCAUCCACUGUGGGAGAAUCGCACAGCGUAUUUUGAGAAAUCUGUUGUGUUUCCAGCAGUUAUAUUUGUGAUGGUGCACAAAGAACUGAAUCAAUCUCAAACAAGGACUGUGGAGAGCCUUAUGAUGCACACAAAUGUCAAAGGCUCCAGAGUUUGCUCUUUUAACUAUUUGUAAUAUUUCAUUGAAGGACUGUGUUACUGCCUCAUUGCCAUGCAAUCAGAUACACUUUUUUACAUGUUAAUUUUAUUUGCAAUAUUAUACAGUUUUAGCCUAAUCAGUUCAAGAAAACACUCGCAAAUCCUCUUUUUGAUAAGCAGACAGUUUAAUGGUUAAAAGGUUGAAUAUUGUUCGCAAACAGGCUUCCUGAAUACAAUCACUGGCAAAUCCCUAUUCUACUUACCUCUGACCCAUCAAGUGAAUUCACGUGAAUGAAAUUUUGAUUCUCAAAUAAGAGAAAAAAAUAACUAAACUUUGAUUUUAAGGGAAAAAUCUUUAUUUCUAACUGUAAAUCCUUGGGAUUUUAAGGGAUGUAAUCUGAAACUCGUAGAUUAAUAUGUAUGUUUAAGGUUGUAAUCAUCCAAUGUAAUCAUUACAGUUUACACCUGCUCUGAGAACAAUGAAACUUGGGCAAAGUUGUCAUUCAGCAACCAAACAGCUCCAUCUAGUGGUCAUGAAUGAAGUAAACUACAUAAAAUUGAGGGCUGUGAACAUUAAAACUAUGAUUAUAUAACAACUAUUUUAAAAAAUCAUAUGCUAUUUUCAACCUGAAUACCAAGACCUCUAUGACGUCUUACAGGAGAACAACAUUUGAAUCAUGUGUAGUGAAAACAGAUCUAAAGAAAAAAAAAAGAGGACUCAGAAACUUCCAUACAAACCUCACUGUUAAGAAUGCACUUUGUGAGAAAAAAAAAUAGAAAAACUGGAUCGACUCUUUCUCUGGAGGAUAAACUGGAGUUUUGAUGUGUUUUAACUUAAUCCAAUACUGAAAAGUAAAGCUCCUCGCGGGUUAAUUUGUACUCUGGUUUGUUGUAAAAAAGAACCGAAGAGGGACUCUUUCUAACCCUGUUUACUAUGUAUCAUUUGCACAUGGUGUAAACAUGUUAACAACCAUCCAAGACAUGCUUAUAAUUAAAAGCCAUUAAAAAUU
Epinephelus lanceolatus (giant grouper) is the source of this 3766-nucleotide messenger RNA. Lineage: Eukaryota; Metazoa; Chordata; Actinopteri; Perciformes; Serranidae. The record is from RefSeq and is a predicted model, not a curated record.